GAAACGCCGUGUUAAGGAGGAAAUGAGUUUGUCAUGAAGAAAUGAACAGGAAGAUGUUUGUCACACAGACGAGCAGCAGUGGGAUGGAGGCGCUCGGCUUGAUUCUCUUCAUGUGGGCGUCUCUUUCAGGGGCCUUCAACAUCGACACUGAACAUCCACUGAGAUUUAACGGCACGCCGGAAGAUUUCUUUGGUUACAGUGUUUAUCAGACUGAGUUUGGAAACAGGAAACAGAUCAUUGUUGGAGCUCCAUUAGAAGGAAACUCAACAGGGGAGAUGUACAGCUGCUCUGCAGAUCUGCAGUCCUGCAAACGGCUGCAGCGGCCAGGUUCAGAGAGCGUCCGCUUCUUCGGCAUGUCUGCUGCUGUGUCUUCUGCUGCUCUCACUAGCUGCAGUCCGUAUUUUCCUCAUGAGUGUGAUGGAAACUCGUAUCUGAACGGCGUGUGCUACCAAUUCAGCAGCAGCUUACAGGCCGUCUCCAACUUCACCGCCGCUUACCAAGUGUCAUCGGCUGAUGACUCUGUGACGUAUCUGAACUUCUCUCUGGAGGACAGAGGUCCAAAGCCUCUCAACAUCAUCUACAAGGUGGAGAAUCUGGGUGUUAAAGGUCUGCCAGUGUCAGUCACACUCACCCUGCCCUGUCAAACUACACAUGUGAUUUUAACCCCUCACAACUUCAGCAUGCAGGAGAAUUCAGUGCUGUGCAACUUCAAGCCAGAACCACGGGACGGUCACUGCGGGAAGUUUGAGUGUCAUCAAUUUCAUCUGCAGAAAUUUUCAGAAGUUCAUUUUAACCUGACUGCAUUCGCAGUUCUCCAAAACGAGAAGGAAUACGAAAGCAAAUAUUCCUUCUAUGAGUUCAGAAGGGAUAUUGUGUUCAACGUCAGCCCUGAGCUCCACUACAACACAAGCCACUAUAACCAGACAUCAACUGGACUGAAGUACAAUCCCCACAGAUCCCAGACUGCAGUGAAGGUGGAGUUUGUCGUUCCUCCCAGUCGAAUGCUGAUCGUCGGCACUGGUGUAGUGGGCGGGUUCAUCUGCCUCAUUAUCAUAUUGUUCCUUCUGCUGAAGUGCGGGUUUUUUAAACGAAAUCGCCCUGAUGAGUUUUUUCAAGAGGAUGAAAAUGUAACUGCGGUUGAAGACUCUCCUCUCAUGAACGUGAAAGCUAAAGAAAACAGAGUCAGUGAGAACGACAGCGCAGAGAAAGAGAAUGGAGCGAGAGAGACGAGCCCCAGUCCUGACCCUCCAAACGCAGACGAAUAAAAUCUCACUUUAUUCCAACACAACAAAAGAUGUUUGUUUUGAAGGAGCUGAAAUGUCUUUUAAUGGUCUAAUUGUAUGAAUAUAUGAUUUUAGUAUGGUUCAGUAUGUUUAGUUCAAUGAUAUGCAGCUUGUGUU
Molecule: messenger RNA, 1400 nt
Organism: Sinocyclocheilus rhinocerous
Lineage: Eukaryota; Metazoa; Chordata; Actinopteri; Cypriniformes; Cyprinidae
Exons: 13
Coding region: 42-1265 (407 amino acids)
Biological process (GO): cell-cell adhesion; cell-matrix adhesion; integrin-mediated signaling pathway
Cellular component (GO): integrin complex; external side of plasma membrane
Molecular function (GO): integrin binding
Source: RefSeq, a predicted model, not a curated record